Messenger RNA from Chironomus riparius, 1846 nucleotides. The record is from the annotation of a GenBank genome assembly. Lineage: Eukaryota; Metazoa; Arthropoda; Insecta; Diptera; Chironomidae.
AAAAAAAACGCUUCAUAUUAAAUUUUAUUUAAAAGCAUAUUAAAACAGCAAUAGACUAGGUUAGUGAGACUAUUCGAGUAGUAAUCACACUUGAAAGCAUUGAAAAUGUUGGCUGGAAAUAAGAGAAAGAUGAAGAAUCAGGGAGGAAAUCCAGGACGAAAUAAUCAGCGUAAAAAUUUUCAACAGCAACAAAAUUUCAAUGCUCCACAAUUAAAUGAUCAAAAUCCGGGCUAUAUGGACUUUAGUAGCAAUAACUUUAAUGAACCACAUCAACCAGCUCAAAGGCAACAAAAUAAUAUGAACAAUAAUAAGAGGAAAAAUCCAAAUCAGCAGCAACAACAACAACAACAAAACAACCAGCGAAGACCGAAUCAGAAGAAAAACUUCCAGAAUGGAGGUGGAAAUAAGAAUAAUUGGAAUAAUCAGCCACCUCAGAGACGCGGACCUCCACAGCAAAUGAUGAAUCAACCAAAUCAGUUUUCACCACCUCCAAUGCCAAUGAACCAGAGAAUGCAGCAAUCUCCAAACUUCAGGAACAUGCGAAAUGGUAUGCAAAUGCCACCAUUUGGACCAAUUCGUCAACCACCUAUGAUGGGAGGUCCAAUGCCACCUAUGCCUCCAAUGCGCGGUCCAAUGAGACGACAAUUCCAGAAGUUCAAUCAACAGAAUAAAAAUAACAACCAGAAUAGAAAGAAUCCCAAUUUGACAAAAGUCGAUAAACCCAAGAAUCGUAAGCAAAACAUGAACAAGAGGAAUGCAGGCAAUAAGGGCAAGAAGAAACAACGUGAUCCAUACUCUUUGGAAGCUCCAUUUGUUACCGAUGAAAUUAAAGCAGAACAUGCCAAGAAAGAGGAGAUUUUGGAGAGUAUGAAAGGUAAAGGAAAGAACGAUGAACUUUUUGCCAAAUUCAAGGAACAACGUGAGGUAUUCGUGAAAAAGUACGAUGAAGCUAAGGCUGCAUAUCAGGCUGAAAAGAAGGCUCAACGGGAGGUUGCAAAGGCCGCAAAAGCUGAAGCUGCUGAAAAGGCAAAAUUGGAAUCAGAGGCAGGUAAAGAUGAGAAAAUUGAGAAUGGCGAACAAUCGUCAGCAGUGACAACAACACCACCAGCAACAGUCGAAACCGCAGAAAACACAGUCGAAACUUCUAUUAAAAAGGAGGAAAUCGAAAUUACUACGAAGAAGGAGGAAGAAGUUGCUGUUUCUGUAGCUAAUGUUGAAGAGGUCGCAGGACAAGCUUAAAAAUUUGUAGCUAAGAUAAGAUGUAUUUUGUUUAUAAUAUUAUACAUUUUUAUUAUUUCCUUUGUCGUGUCUUAAUUAUAUAUUAUAAAUUAAUUAAAUAUUCGAAGAACUCCUUAAUUUUAAUUUUAAUUUCCAACCAAGUUUUAGUAUUAGUGUUCAAUAAUUGAAUGAACGAAAGGAUUUUCUAACGAUUUUUAAUAUGAAAUAAUAAUAAUAAUAAUUGAGAGAACUUAAACAUUUUUUUGGACCCUCUUAUUUUCUUUUUCAAAAUAAUCAUAAUUAAUAAUGAUAAAAUUUCUUUCUAAAACAAUUUUAAAAAUGAUGAAAAAAGGAUUAAAAACUUAGUAAAAUAAUAAUAAUAAUAAUGAUAGAAAAGAGUAUCGUGUAAAGUUUUAGAGCAUUCUCGGUAAUUAUGUUUAUUAUCGCUGUAAUAAUCUUUAUUAUAUUUAAUAUAAAUUUUAGAAGUUUUUCUUGUGGCAGAAAAAGAGUAAUAAAGUAAAAAAAAACAAUUGAAUAAUUAAGGAUUUUCAAUGAAGAACUCACAUAAACUCAUUUAUAAUCUCAAAUAUUAAUUUCAAAUAAAGCGUAUUGUAUAAACUUGAAUGAU